GAGGCGGUGGCGUAGGAGGCGGUGGCGUAGGAGGCGCCCAGCGGCGCAGCCUGCCUCGCCCUUUCCGCCCCUCACAGCCCAAAGUCAGCGAGCACUGACACGGCGUGCAGGUAAAGACAAGAGUGCCGAUACAAGUCCCGGAAGCAAGCAGGCAGGCAGGUUGGCCUGAGGACAUUUGGGGCUUUCUGCCAACAAAUUAAGAACGAGCCUCGCUGGCAGUGGAACAACAUUUUAUUUCCUUUAUUUUAUUUUAUUUUUUUUGGUCGUGUUUGUGUUCACCUUUUGUGGGGCGUCGCAUCUUGUACUUUGCGGGAGGUGACCCUCAGGUACUUUCAGGUAUCUUGUUUGCUAGCUCGACGACUCCUGUGGAUUUACUCGAAGAACAAGCUCAAAGUAACCAACGAAGACGAGCAUCGUCACCCGUGCAGCCGACGGCAUGCUGCCCUCCAGGCCGUCAGGGAGAGGGCCAGUCUGAAUGGCGACCUAGCGCCGCCAGUCUUCCCCGCCGUUUGAAAGGCACCCCUACCUUGCCAUCUCGCCUCCGUCCUCCGAGCCCAGCCUCCGCCCAACCCCUCCCCGGCGCCGCCAUGGAUAUUCAGACAGACGACACCGAGGGAUGCUACCUGAACCGCAGCGUCAAAUUUUUCUACGAGAAAAGCGGCAAGAACAUCAGCGACCACUGGAGCCGCCGUGACUACGUCAUCGUCUCGCUGGGGAUGACCGUCUGCUUCAUCGUCAUUUUCUCCAACCUGCUUGUCAUUGGGGCCAUUUUAAAAAACCGACGCUUCCAUUUCCCCAUCUAUUACUUGUUGGGGAACUUGGCUCUGGCAGACCUCUUCUCAGGUGUCUCCUACCUCCACUUGAUGUUCCACACGGGCCCGUGGACGAUCAAGCUGUCCAAGUACCAGUGGUUCGUGCGCCAGGGGCUGAUCGACACCAGCCUGACCGCAUCCGUCCUCAACCUGUUAGCCGUGGCCGUGGAGCGCCACCAGACCAUCUUCAACAUGCAGCUCCACAGCAAGAUGAGCACCCGGCGCGUUUUUGUCAUCAUGAUCUUCAUCUGGCUGGUGGCCAUCGUCAUGGGCCUGGUGCCCACCAUGGGAUGGCACUGCCUGUGCGACCUGGACAAGUGCUCCACCAUGGCGCCGCUCUACAGCCGCAGCUACCUGGUGUUCUGGGCGCUCCUCAACCUGCUGACUUUCUCCAUCAUGGUGGCCGUCUACACUCGCAUCUUCUUGUACGUGAGGCACAAGAGCAAGCAGAUGUCGCAGCACACCACGCAGAUGAGACAUCGGGAGACGGUGCUCAACCUGAUGAAGACCGUCUCCAUGAUCUUAGGCUGGUUUGUGAUCUGCUGGACUCCCGGCCUGGUGGUGCUGCUGCUGGACGGCCUGGGCUGCGACAAGUGCAAAGUGCUGCGCUACGAGAAGUACUGCCUGGUACUGGCCGAGUGCAACUCCCUGGUCAACCCCAUCAUCUACUCCUUCCGGGACAAGGACAUGCGGAGGACCUUCAGGGAGAUCCUGUGCUGCCUGUGCCAGCGCGGCGGCGACAAGUCGGGCGUGUCCGGCGUGAACUUUAACACCCUGGACCACGAGAACUCCAAGUCUCGCGACAUGGAGCUGAUGGAGAAGAGCAACGGGGCGCCGCUCAUCAGCAAACACUCGGACGAGGCGCCAUCGCCGGACAGUUGGAAUUAAAACCCCAACAUGCACGCCUGUCCGGAUGGCAUAACUUAUUCAUUUGUGUGUGUGACACUUGAGGUGGAUCGGACCUCGUUUCCUGUUUUACCGACCCGCCCAGCACCUUUCAAAACAUUUGGAAACACUGCAGCACUGCCUGCAUGAUGGAUGUUGCCGCAACAGAGCGCCUGCAAGUCCUUUUUUUGGGGGGGAGCUUUUUGGAGCUUUUUUUUUUUUUUUUUUUCGUCUUGUUUGUGAGCUCCCGAUCAAGCUUUUGUCAGCUUUCUGAGAGGAGGACACAAAAGUAAUAAACCAACAAAAGCAAAGAACUAAUACAUCUAUGAGACUUUUUUUUUUUUUUAUAUGGUCUACCAUCUCAAAAGUACUCCGAAUGUUAUAUUUAUGAUGCUUUUGUUUGUAGCCUGAAUGUGGUACCUGAAAAUUCAAUGUUCAAUACUGUGGUUCAUUAGCUAAACAAGUUCGGAAGAAGUAGACGGAGUUAGUUAUAAUAUUUGAACUGUGACUUUUAUGCAGUUGUGGGGAAACAAGUUCUUGGUCGUGACUCAAAAUUUUGCGUUUCACUAGCUUUGCUGCGUCAGCAUUUUUCCCCACCCUAUUCUGAACACAAUCAACUUAUCGAAUGAGUUUUCCGACGCUUUUUCUGGAAACUAAAUUUAUGGAGAAAGUCGAGAAAACACACGAAAUUUUCUUUUUUUUUUUAAAGAGCUAAUAUUGGUCGGCUGAUUAAUCGUUGGGGCCUUAGUCUAUACAUUAUUGAACUAUUAGCCGUCACCAAUAUAAGCGUCGAAAUGUAAAGUGAAGCUGAAAAUGUUGAAAAAUUGGAGUCCUUGGCAAAACUUUUGUCCACGCCGGUAUUUCUAUUCCAUUUCUGUGCCUCUGUGCAGUAAUCGUUUCCUGAGACUGACUAUUUGUCGUUGUGUGAGUGAAGCAUCACGUUGGUGUCCUUCCAAGUAUUUCUGACACUUUUGAGAAGUGCGAACAGUACAGCAUUUAGUCCACUUCCACAUACUGAUGGGGAUCAUUGUUUUUUUUGUUUGUUUUUUUUUAAUAUAUAUAUGAGUGACGGUGAUGUCAUUAAAUAUGUUUCCCUUCA
This is a messenger RNA of Hippocampus comes (tiger tail seahorse), 2796 nucleotides long. RefSeq names its product lysophosphatidic acid receptor 2b (gene lpar2b). The transcript has 5 exons. Gene Ontology annotation, biological process: G protein-coupled receptor signaling pathway. Bases 588 to 1700 code for a protein of 370 amino acids. The record is from RefSeq and is a predicted model, not a curated record. Gene Ontology annotation, cellular component: membrane. Gene Ontology annotation, molecular function: lysophosphatidic acid receptor activity. Lineage: Eukaryota; Metazoa; Chordata; Actinopteri; Syngnathiformes; Syngnathidae.